AUGAGGGAAUACCGCUUCGCUGAUCGGCAGAAGAGGAAGCACCAGAAGGUCACCGUGGCGAUUGUGGGCGGCGGCCCUGCUGCGCACACCGCCGCCAUCUACCUGGCGCGGGCCGAGAUGGCGCCGGUGCUGUUUGAGGGGUGGAUGGCCAACGGGCUGGCGCCGGGCGGCCAGCUGACCACCACGACGUGA
Molecule: messenger RNA, 192 nt
Organism: Chlorella variabilis
Lineage: Eukaryota; Viridiplantae; Chlorophyta; Trebouxiophyceae; Chlorellales; Chlorellaceae
Exons: 2
Coding region: 1-192 (63 amino acids)
Source: RefSeq, a predicted model, not a curated record